This is a messenger RNA of Anoplopoma fimbria (sablefish), 2300 nucleotides long. Its product is annotated as SH2 domain-containing protein 1A-like. The transcript is spliced from 3 exons. Lineage: Eukaryota; Metazoa; Chordata; Actinopteri; Perciformes; Anoplopomatidae. Bases 306 to 884 code for a protein of 192 amino acids. The record is from RefSeq and is a predicted model, not a curated record.
UUGCAUUGGAUUAUACAGUGUUUACACACAGGGGUUAUCAGAGGUCAGAAUGGUGGAGUGGACAGUAAAGAAGGACUCCAACUCGCAAAACACCAAAUAUAUUAUCAAAAACAUGUCAGUGAAGCAAGAAAUAUACUUUCACAUUUGACAGGGGAAGGUCAGUCUGACAAAGUGCACGGCAUGCGAGGUGCAACUGCACGACAGAAGAGUGUGAAAACCAGAAAAGCUUUUCCUGUCCCACAUCCUUUCACACACUCGUCUACUGCAGUCUCACGGCCUUAGGCGCACACGGAGGAGAGAACAACAUGGAGAGGGAGGGGAUGCUGGUCCGGUCUAUUUACUACGGGAGAAUCGGCAGCGAGGCCACGGAGAGGCUGCUGGAGAGGUUUGGACAUGAUGGCAGCUUCCUGCUGAGAGACAGCGAGACGGUGCAGGGGGCCUACUGUCUGUGUGUGAGGAAAGCGCCGUUUGUGCACACCUACAGGCUUGUACGCUCCACAAACGGCUGGUGUCUUCAGCAGGAUCCAGGAGUCAGACCGCAGAGUUUUGGGACUCUGGAAACACUGAUAGAGAAUUACAGAAGGGUUGCAGCCUCUGAUGUUGGUGUAGCUCCCCUCACAGAACCCCUGGACAAAACACACCUACGAUACAGCUUUGGACAAGGUAGGACACGCACACUUGUUAUACUGCAUCAAAAUCUGGACCAUGCAAACCAGGCACAAGGAGACAGAGAUACUGUGACUUCAGUGUGUGUUUUUGUGUUUUUGUGUGUUUGCGGUAUAUCAAAGAGUUCCUGUUCAGCUAUGACAUGUCUGUCGUUCUCAUUCAACCCUAACACAUUCUCAAUGGUGUCCUCCACAGAGUUUUUUUACAUGGAAAUGUGAAUCAACAGUAGCUCUGUCUGUUGAGGUCAUGUCUUUAUCCUGGCAGACCGAGGCGCUUAAUCAAGUGGACUUACAAGAUGGCGAAAACCAGCAUUUUGUGUAACAACAAGGGUCUGUGUGCUGCCAUCUUCUCAAAUGUAUCUAUUUUUUGUGUCUCUUUGGUAUCAGUAAAAAAAAUCACAUUAUUACUUUACACAAGGCCACUGUAGUGUAUGCAUAACCUGCCAAUUUUUUGUACGUAUUUGACCAAGUUCUCAAGAUUCCUUGAAAGUCUUUAAAACAUUUUUUUUGUUUCCUAAUGAGUGUAGGAACAAACAAAAAAAACCAGAUGUAAAUAUAGCGCACACAAUUUCUGAUGCUGUGCUAUUUUGAUGUUUGGUGUCGUGUAAUAAAGAUGAUGAGUCACCAUGUUUGUUUCUGAUUUUUACCUUGGGGAAGUCACACUUUAGUACAGUGAUCUAUUUGAUCUGUGCGGUUUGUCGGCACAUCUUUUAUUUCAUCUUAUCAUAUCAGAUCAUAUAAUCUUAAAUGGGCAUCUCACAAUGCGGUGUAAGUCAUUCAUUCAUUGUUGCAACGCAAGGUUCUUCUCAGUCAUCGGGGAUAUCCAACCUGCAUUUUCAGGUCUUACAACAAGCUCCUACUGAUCUCAAUCUGCAAUUGAAUGCAAAAAAAGAAAGAAAAACGUCAUGCUCCUCACAAAUGGUUGAUGUUUGUCUGCUGUUUUUAACAUAACCGGUAGACAUCUUGGAUGGCUCACCAAUUGGUCAGGCUAGGUUUAGCUUCACCUUAAGCUUUACCAGUGUUACAGUCAAUCUACCAGACUGAAACACAGAGUUUCUCCAAAGUUCCUCCCUGACAGUUCCUCUGAACGGCUGCGAACUUUGAAUAUAAAGUACUUUGUAGUACAUGUCACAUUUAUCACAACAUUUGAUUCUGAACAUAUUUUCAGUCUUAAGUAUCGGCAAAGUAUUCGAGUCAACAUACUAUGCCAAUGAAACUGAUAAACAACUUUGAAGCAUGUCUGUGGCCUUAUAGGAAGUACUAAUGACUUGAACCCACAAUCAUGUGAUUACUGUCUGAAUGCUGCAACAAGCUGACCAGGGCUUCAUCUUUAGUUGAGUCAGUCUAAGUUCACUGCUGCGGUCAAAAGCUCUCUUUAGCUUUAUCAGUUGCAGUGUUUCUGUUAAUUUUGCCCUCAUGUUUUACUUUCUGUAUCUGCAGCCACCAUUAUAGCAGUUUUGUUUUAGCGUGUCACUCCAUUUUAUUGUGAAUUGAUGUGAUCUGUGCUUGAAACCUUCCGUCUGUGUUUGAAAGUCAGCUGUGAAACCAGACUUGAUUUGUUCGGAUUAGCUCUGAUUUGGCGUAAACCAGGUUCAGUUUGUUAGGCUCAUUCAUUCAUUGUGUGAACUAACGAGG